AUGUCUUUCGGACGAACCGUCACCCUCAACUCUGGCCACAAGGUCCCCGUCAUCGGCUACGGCACCUGGCAGUCGGCCCCCGGCGAGGUCGGCGCCGGCGUCUACGAGGCCCUCAAGGCCGGCUACCGCCACCUCGACCUGGCCAAGAUCUACCAGAACCAGCGCGAGGUCGGCGAGGGUCUCAAGAAGGCCCUCGCCGAGAUCCCCGGCCUCAAGCGCGAGGACAUUUUCAUCACCUCCAAGCUCUGGAACAACAAGCACCGCCCCGAGGAGGUUGCCGGUGCUCUCGACGACACUCUUGAGGAGCUUGGUCUUGACUACCUUGACCUCUACCUCAUCCACUGGCCUGUCGCUUUCAAGAACGGCACCGAGCUGUUCCCCCGCAAGGAGGGCGACGACAGCCAGGUCGAGCUCGACCGUGGUGUCUCCCUCUCUCAGACCUGGAAGGCCGUGACCGAGCUCCCCAAGAGCAAGGUCCGAUCAAUUGGUGUCUCCAACUUUUCCAUUGAGCACCUCGAGACCGUCAUCAAGGACACCGGCGUCGUCCCCGCCGUCAACCAGGUCGAGCGCCACCCUCGCCUCCCCAACCCCGAGCUCGUCGCAUACCUCAAGGAGAAGGGCAUCGUCCUGACCGCCUACUCCGCCUUUGGCAACAACUCUUGGGGCCUCCCCCUCCUGGUCAACGUCCCCGAGGUCAAGGCCAUCGCCGACCGCCUCAGCGCCGCCCAGGGCAAGACCGUCACCCCCGCCCAGGUCGUCCUCGCCUGGUCUACCCUCGACGGCCAUCUCGUCAUCCCCAAGUCCGUCACCGCCUCUCGCAUCCGUGAGAACUUCCAGGAGGUUGAGCUUGACGCCGAGGCCAUCAAGGAGCUCGGCAAGCUCGGCGAGCAGCCCCAGCGCUUCAACAUCCCCACGACUUACAGCCCCAAGUGGGACAUUGACGUCUUUGGUGAUGAGAAGGAGAAGGAUGCCACCUUCCAGGUUGUCCUCAAGGUCUAA
Molecule: messenger RNA, 999 nt
Organism: Fusarium keratoplasticum
Lineage: Eukaryota; Fungi; Ascomycota; Sordariomycetes; Hypocreales; Nectriaceae
Exons: 3
Coding region: 1-999 (332 amino acids)
Cellular component (GO): cytosol
Molecular function (GO): aldose reductase (NADPH) activity
Source: RefSeq, a predicted model, not a curated record